Messenger RNA from Cetraspora pellucida, 1231 nucleotides. Lineage: Eukaryota; Fungi; Glomeromycota; Glomeromycetes; Diversisporales; Gigasporaceae. The record is from the annotation of a GenBank genome assembly.
AUGACUCAAAAUAAUAAUAACACUAUUGAUCUUUAUCAAAUUUAUCUUAGUUUAAAAAAAAUCCAAAUUCUUUAUGAUGAACAUCGUUCUAAAUUAUUAUCAUGGCAAGAAACAUUAGAAGAAAUAAAAAAAAAUAGAUAUUAUUAUAAUGAACUUCUUAUACUAGUUGAGUCAGAAAUGACUAUUAACAAAAAUUUAGCAAAAGAUGCUAAAGAUAAUAUUAGUAAACUUGAAAAAAAUAUAUAUAAUUUUAGUUUUCUAAUUAUUGUUAAUAAAGAUAAAAAAGUUUGGAUCAGUCAACAUAUCAAUCCAUUUAAAGAUUAUUACAAUAAAUGGCAAGUAGUAGGUAGUGGUAAAAAUUCAAAUGUAUCUUAUAUGGAUUGUGAAAUUCGUGAAGCUAAGGAAGAAGUAGGAGUUAAUAUUAAAUUAGAAGAUUUAACAAUAAUUAAUAAUCAUUCUGAAUGGAUUUUGGUAGAUUUAAAAAAAUUAGUAGAGUAUGAUAUGACUGAUUUUAUUAAAGAACAUAUGUCAAUUAUAUCAGAAGUAAUUAAUAAGAAAUUUUGUGCAAUUCGAAAUGCUGAAAGUAAAAAGAGAAGUGCAGCAAAUAAAAAAUGUAAAGAAAUUGAAGGUGUAGAAAUUGAAGGUGUAGAAACUGAAAAAGAAAUUUUAGUAGUAAAAAAUGUUGAUUCUGCUUGGAAUAUUCAAGCAAGUAAUAAUGAAAAUGAUCAAAUAUUUAUUGUUAAUUAUAUGUUCGAAAGAGCAGAAAUAAAUUUAAAACAAAAGAAAAGUAUUGAUUAUAUCGAUAUAUGGAAGCAACAUGUUUUGUUUCAAUAUCAAAAAAUUAUUGAUAAUGAAAAAACAAAACAUCAAUAUACUUUAUUUGAUAUUGAAAAAUUUAAUGAAAAAUGGUUUUGGUUUAAAAAUCAAAUUAAUUCUGAACAUAAAAAGCGAAAAAUAAUAAAACAAGAAACUAGUGGAAAAAUAUACUGUAUCAUUUAUCCAUCAAUGAAAUUUCAUUUAUAUGAUAAGAAAUAUGUUAAAUAUCAACAUAGAAGAAUCUGUGACAAGUGUCAUAAAUUUUGUUCACUAGAUCAAAUCACUGUUUCAAAUACACAAUGUGAUAUAAAUUGUAUUUUUUAUAAUAAAAAAAAUAGAAUUGAAAAAGAGUAUUCAAAAAAUAUAUGUUGUGAGUAUUUUGGAUUAUGGAAUGAAUUACAUAGUUGUGAUAAUU